Messenger RNA from Exserohilum turcica Et28A, 1217 nucleotides. RefSeq lists its product as uncharacterized. The record is from RefSeq and is a predicted model, not a curated record. NCBI's taxonomy places the organism in Eukaryota, Fungi, Ascomycota, Dothideomycetes, Pleosporales, Pleosporaceae. The coding region runs from base 35 to 1069 and encodes 344 amino acids. The transcript has a single exon.
GCCGCGCCUCCGCCCGCCCGCCGCAACAGCCACCAUGUCUGACAUUGAGAAGGCGUUUGCUUUUCUCCACGACAACAUUCCCCAAUGGCUGCACGACAUCGCCACCGUCCACGAGAGGGUCACGGCCAUGCAGGCCGACCUGGAAAAAGUCCCCAUGUCCCAGUCGCCCUUCAACAAGCAAAAAACCGAUUCCAACGCCUCGAUACGCCCCGCCAAACUCGACGCCAUUGAAGAGCACGCUGAGCCCUCCAACCCGACGCCGACCGACGCCCUUGCCAAUCGGAAGCGAAAGUCGCUUUCCGUCUCGUCGGCCCGGGGUUCCGAGUCCACUCGUCAGCGCCCUCGAAUCAUGGUCGUUACCAACUAUGACGGCGACAUGCAGAAGUCGUUUGAAUUGCUUGUUCGCGGGAUCGGCACCGGCCGCAACCUGCUGCGCAAAGCCAAGAUGGAGGCCAGGAUGAACGACAUGGCUACCAUGGCAGACUCGAGCGACGAAGAAGACGACGACGCCGACCACGGCCACCGGGAAACCACAAUCACACGAGUAAACUACAAAGCACGCAUGUCGGCACUGCGCGCACGAUCGGCAGCCAGGCGCAGCGGCCGAUUGGGCGUCAGCAGUGGUGAAACACCAGCUGAACUUUUUGACUCUACCGACAAGACACUGGAACAAGCACAAGAACUAUGCGAAAAGGCGGCCCACUUGACGCUACGCGAAGGCGACUGUAGGAAGGAGUUGGCAGCUGUACGCGUCAGCUUCGACACCCUACUAGUCACAGCCACAACCCAAGUUGACAAGUACAAUGCACGCAAGUUGCAAGAUCCGCCCGAGCUACAGGCCCACGAAACUUCUGACACGUCCAUGUCUUCGCUAGAGCCAGACAUGGCGUACCGAAAAGACACACCACAAGCGCCUCUACCAUUGUCUGAUCCAAACCUCAAGUCUGCCCACCCAGCCGGAGCUGCUGGUUCCGGACCAUUAAAAAUCGUCGACCUUGAGGUCGACGACGAAGGCUCUGACGACGACUUUGUCUUGCCCCCAGUACGGUUGACAUCACGACUUCGUUGAUCAGACCGAGCAUCCAAUUUCCUAGUCACGUUCGUUAUUUGCAGUGCGUUCAAGCGAGUUUCAUUUGAUUGGUUUUCCGUCUGGCGUUUCCGGGAUACUUGAAAGAAUAGCAGCCACACUUGGCUUGGCAUCAUGUUGGGGAUGAAAA